ACCCCUCAAGUUUUAUGUUAUAUCCUCAUUUUCUCUGUACUUGUACUUGGAGCCAAAUAUAAAACAAGCAUUUAUUGUGACCAUAUUCUGGUAUAGCCUUGCGUCCAUUUUUUAGUACAGUUACAUUUGACCAGUAGUCCAGAGAAUUAAAAUUUUAGGUUAUAUUAUUAUUUUCAUAUUUUAAAAGCAUCAUGAACUCAAAGGAAUCUGACUUGUACUCAAAAUUACGUAGAAUUCAUGGAAUUUCGAUGGAAGUUUUUGCUCCUAAAUUCAAUUUUGCAAAGACAGACUCAGUGUUAGACGUUGGAUGUGGAUCGGGUGACUUCACCUAUCAAAUAGGGGAAUUUGCCAACUCAGUUGUAGGUCUAGAUAUUUCAAAAGACAUGAUUACUUUUGCAAAUCAGAAUAAUCGACCAAAAAACGUGGAGUAUAUAUGUUGUGACGCUCAGGAUUUUGGCGGUAAUGCAUCGUCGUGGAGAAAUAAAUUCGACAAAGCCGUUUCACUGUUUGCCCUCCACUGGGUGGAAAACAGAAAGAUGGCUAUUAGGAACAUUCACAGUUGCUUGAAAGAAGGCGGAGAGGCCUUCAUUAUUGUGAACGGGCCAAUGCAGAAGACGCUAGGAAACAAACCGGAUGAACUUCCAUUCUAUCUGAAAAAUCAUAUGAAAUGGAAAAUGAUUUUACAAAAUUAUGAGCAUGGAAUGCACAAUGAUCUCGAUCUGUCGCAGUGGACAAGGCUACUAGAAGAGGAAGGGUUCGAAAUGCUACGAGGAGAGAUGAAGGAACCAUUUGAAGAACGUACGCUUCCUGACGACAACGAGCUUAAAGGCUACUUGAAAACUCUGAUGGGACAAUUUAGCUAUGUACCAGAGCAGUUUCAUGCAGAGUUGCUUACAGAUGCAUUUGAGUGGUGUAAAAAGGAGCUACCCUUCAACAAACAAGGAAUACAGUACUUCGCUGCAAAUGUAAUUUUCAUUCACGCGAAGAAAAAACCUGCACACAGGGACUAGUUGAAUUUUGCGAGGUUUGUACCACACGCUUUUUCAGUACGUGUGCGUGCUUCAUUGUUAGGGGUUAGUCAAGACAUUCUCAAUACUAACUUGUUUCUAAGCGCAUGCCUAUCGAAUUUUAUAUGAAUUUAGUGAAAAAUAUCUCAAUGAAGGCAGAGGCCUACACAGCAAUAGUAAAAUAGUUAAGUCGACUUAGAUUAACUGUUACUAUUUGGGACGAAAUGGCUCCAAACAUUCUGAACAAAAACUGUAAAUCCAAUUCCUGGUUUGUUGUUUAUUAAAACAUUUGUGGAGAAUAAUUCAGUAUAGGCCUACUCAUCUUUGCAUGAAUAUUUUUGCAUGAAAACAAGCCAUAUAUGAAUAAACAAUCAUCGAUAUAUGAAUAAAUCAAUUAAAUAAAAUAAUCAUUUAUGUAUGAAUAAUGUCUGUGCCCCUGGUUCUUAAUAGGCAGACCACUGGUACUAUUCUUUUCCCCAUACAAUUAAGGCAGAUAUUAUAGAGGGCACUAUUUAAGGUCAUUUAUGUGAACUGAUACAUGAAUAUGCAUAAAUGGCCGCCAAAAUUAAAAUUAUUAGAUAUACAGUAUAUCAUUCGGCUCUGUCAACAUUUUUAGUGGAUUUGUCAUCUCAGACCUAAAACAUAGUAAUAU
Messenger RNA from Anneissia japonica, 1659 nucleotides. RefSeq names its product juvenile hormone acid O-methyltransferase-like. The coding region runs from base 192 to 1010 and encodes 272 amino acids. The record is from RefSeq and is a predicted model, not a curated record. Gene Ontology annotation, molecular function: S-adenosylmethionine-dependent methyltransferase activity. The transcript has 4 exons. Lineage: Eukaryota; Metazoa; Echinodermata; Crinoidea; Comatulida; Comatulidae.